Olea europaea var. sylvestris is the source of this 1703-nucleotide messenger RNA. Its product is annotated as protein LEO1 homolog. Gene Ontology annotation, molecular function: RNA polymerase II C-terminal domain phosphoserine binding. Lineage: Eukaryota; Viridiplantae; Streptophyta; Magnoliopsida; Lamiales; Oleaceae. The record is from RefSeq and is a predicted model, not a curated record. Gene Ontology annotation, cellular component: nucleus; Cdc73/Paf1 complex. The transcript is spliced from 6 exons. Gene Ontology annotation, biological process: positive regulation of transcription elongation by RNA polymerase II; transcription elongation by RNA polymerase II. Bases 443 to 1474 code for a protein of 343 amino acids.
CAAAAAAAUUUUAAGCAAUUGUACCCUUAAUUUUUUGUAAGCAGUUCUUUCUGUAUUGUAUUGUGAUGCCAGAGAUUUGAUGAGCAAUGGUAUCUUAGCAAACUGAAAGCCUUUGUAUGCAAAUUUUGAUGACUCACACGCUAGGAAAUCUUGUAAAGUAUACCUGGACUUAGUUGCUCCAGAAAGAACACUAUAUUAUCCAAGAACGAAUUUUGUUAUCAUUUCUACUGGUGUUAAAUAAUAGGUCAACACAGAUGUCAUGGUCCGUCAGAUGAGAUCUGAGUAACUGAAGUGAACCGUUUUAUUGAAUUUAAGUUAUUCUUGUUUCCCAUUGCAACUGACUUGCAUUGUUUUGGUUCCAGUUAAAGCAUGCCUGCCUGAGUCCCUUUUGCUCAUGCGCAGAAUUUUAGAAAUUAUAACACAGUGAUUUCAUCUGUGGUAGAUGUACAUGAUCAAGCUCUCCAACAUUGUGGGCAUUGACCCCAAGCCAUUUGAUCCAAGCACCUAUGUUGCACAGGACUUCUAUACAACAGACAAGUCUGGAGCUAGAAGACGUAUCCUUCCAAAUAAUAUCGUUCGCUGGAGGAAUGUCAAAAAUCCUGAUGGCACAACUACUGUUGAAAGCAAUUCACGCUUUGUAAUAUGGGACGAUGGUAGUAUGCAGUUAUUAAUUGGAGAGGAAUCAUUUGACGUCUCUGAGCAAGACAUACAUGACAUGCAAACACACCUUUUCUCUGUACAUGAUAAGGAAAUUCUCCAAUGUGAAGGGAGAAUCAGAAAGAAGAUGCAUUUUAUGCCUUCCUCCCUGACUUCUGCUCCCCAUCGAACAUUGUCUGCUCUUGUUGAUGCAAGAGAUAAAAAAGCGAUCAAAGUCAGAAGUUGCAUUGCUGAGAUCGACCCUGAGUGGGAGAUCAAGCAUAAAAAGAAGGCGGAAAUGAAAAUAAACAAAGCCAAUAAACAACGUGGUCGGAAGAAGGGGAAAGUGAUUCAUAAGCAUAAACAACCUGUCAACAGGGAGAAUCAUCAUCUGCUACCUAAUAUCCUGGAGGAUGCAAACGAUAAGAAAACUAAUCAAGAUUUUCACCAGCUGCGACUGUCUGCUUCCCAAUGCCAAUUCGAGGGAAAUCUGGAGAACAAAGCUGGAACAGGGAUCCACCAUUUCAGUGCAAAGGAGGCAAGUCAUUCAGUGAGGCCCUCUCCCCCUCUUCAGGGGGGCACUUUUCAGGUGCCAAAACAUUUUCCCAGGUUUGUAUUUUCAGCUGCGAGUUCAUCACAACAGCCCAUAGACUUGUUUGGAAGUAAAGAAAAGAAGUCUAGUUACAAUUGCGAAGGCAAAGAAUAUGAUGGUUCAUCAUCAGACAGAAGGUCUAGGGAGAAAAAGCAUAACUGUGAGGAAGAGGCUAAUGAAAAUUCAGGAGACAAGUCUGUGGUGAACGACAAUUUUUCUAAAACCAUGUUCUUUUCCAGCCUCUAAUGCAUGGAAGAGACAGAAGAAAUGCUCUAGAAUGUUCUCUACAUUUGCUAUUGCUCUUUCUUGGAAAAAUGACGAGUUUGUUUUCACUCAGUUGUUUUGUGCAAAAUUGAAACAUACAUGUUUGUGACUCUGAAGAUCCUUAAAUGUGUCCUUUAUUAACGUUAGCUGCUAAAAAUUUCAUUGUUCCUUCUUCGAUAAAGGCAAAUGAGGUAAUAAUUUUGAUGUUUUC